Molecule: messenger RNA, 1903 nt
Organism: Dermacentor andersoni
Lineage: Eukaryota; Metazoa; Arthropoda; Arachnida; Ixodida; Ixodidae
Product: potassium channel subfamily K member 18-like
Biological process (GO): stabilization of membrane potential; potassium ion transmembrane transport
Cellular component (GO): plasma membrane
Molecular function (GO): potassium ion leak channel activity; outward rectifier potassium channel activity
Source: RefSeq, a predicted model, not a curated record
UGCCGCGGACCGUCUGCAUACUUGCACCGAACCGGUGCCCGCUCGACGAACAACAGCGCCGCGUGCAGCCUGUACGCUGUUGACCCCCGUCCACUCGGAGGCCUUGUGUGCUUGCAUAGUUAGUCGGUCGGUUAGUUAAUUCGGGGGACCGAGUGAAUUCAUUUCCGCCCCUUCGCCACAAUUUGAGGAGUGUUAGGCGCAUUGCGAGUUGCAGUGGCGUGCUUCGUCCGUGCGAAAGCGUCUGCGGAUGUCUGGGUUGGCCGACUCUUUUUGGAGGGGCGACUGCGGUUCUCGUCUCUGACUUAGCCCGAAGACCGCUCGACGACUGCGAGCCGCAGUGGCCUUUCGUCCGUCUGCAAGUGUGCGUGACUGCAUGGCUGGCUGUUGGCCAGUUCGGGAGAAGACUGCCUCCACUGUGUCGUCGUCUCUAAGUUAGCGCGAUGCUCACUCGGGGACUGCGAACCACGACGGGAAGCCUCGGACGUUGACUGCGACGAAACACGGCGGCGACAACGCGUGACGCGUGACUAGGGCUGUGUGCGUGAGUUCUAUAUCGAAGGGCGACGAUGCCGGCGGAGGCGUCGCCGACGCCUCCCUCUCGGAUGGCUCGCGUCCGUCGCUGCGCUCGCAUCUUCCUGACGCACCUGGUGUCCCAGGUGGGCCUGUGCCUGCUGGUGAUCGCGUACGCCGUCGUGGGCGCGCUCAUCUUCCGGGCCAUCGAGGCCGACAAGGAGGUGCACCAGCGACACCGCGUGUCGCAGCUGCGGCGCCGCUACCUGCGCGACAUGUGGGCCGUCACCGAGCGGCUGAACGUGCUCCACGACGAGGAGUGGAUGCACGAGGUGGGCGUCAAGCUCAAGGAGUUCGAGGACGAGGUGGUGCUCGCCGUCCGCAACGACGGCUACGACGGCAAGGACGCCCAGGAAGGGGCGCUCCAGUGGUCCUUCUCCGGCUCGCUCCUCUACAGCAUCACCGUCAUCACUACCAUCGGGUACGGCAACAUCGCGCCAAAGACGCCGCCGGGAAAGGUGGUGACCAUCCUGUACGCCAUCAUAGGCAUCCCGCUGAUGCUGCUUUGCCUGUCCAACAUCGGCAACAUCUUGGCGCACAGCUUCAAGUUCUUCUACGCACACGUCUGCUGCUUGCUCUGUCGAAGGGCAGACGCCGCCGCCUCAAAGAUUCAGGUGUCGUCGACGGCAAAGACGCCACCUCAGAUACCAACCGAGGUUCUCGACGCGGUGGUGACGGUGGCCAACAACGUUUCCAAGGGGGACAACAACGGCAGUGUCACGUGUCCGCUGACUGAAAAGAGCGGGAGGCCGCCCGAGCUGUCACCUCCGCCAAGCCCCGAGAAGCCGGACGCGUCGCCCUCAUCGGUGACCGAGCUGCCGUCCAAGAGACCCGUCAAGGAAUCGACGCCAAUAUCCCAGGAGCGAAUCCCGGUGUACCUGGUGCUGCUGCUGGUGGGCGGCUACGUCUGCUUCGGCGCCACGCUGUUCUCGGUGUGGGAGGAGUGGAGCUUCCUGGACGGCGCCUACUUCAGCUUCAUCACGCUGAGCACCAUCGGGUUCGGCGACAUCGUGCCCGGCUCCCACCUGCUCGAGCAGGGCGCCACCUCGGGCAGCGGGCAGGCGAAGCUCAUCAUCUGCUGCUUCUACCUCGUGUUCGGCCUGGCCAUCAUCGCCAUGUCCUUCACGCUCGUCCAGGAGGAAGUGGUCCUCAAGUGCAAGGACCUCGUGCGCACGCUCAGGGCGCUCGUCUCUUCGGACGAGGGCGCCGCCACCUCCUAGCCCGCUUGGCGUGGGCACGAUGUGCUUAAGGUUCCGGGUUCCUGGCAGAGGAGGCUCCCUUCGCGCGGCUUGAGGUGCGAGUCCUCUCGCUGCCAGGGCAGCACGACCACGUC